Spirodela intermedia is the source of this 1758-nucleotide messenger RNA. The record is from the annotation of a GenBank genome assembly. NCBI's taxonomy places the organism in Eukaryota, Viridiplantae, Streptophyta, Magnoliopsida, Alismatales, Araceae.
AUGGCUACAGCAGCUGCUGAUAGUAUCAUCCUUCCCGGCUCAUCUAUAUCUCCAGAGAGUAUCAUUACAGGGGUUGGUCAAGAAUUUGAUAAUGUGAAGGAUCUACGAGCCAAAUUAUUCCAGUACGCAAUGAGGAAAGGCUUUGCCUACAAAUUUGUCAAGAGCGAGCUUACCCGUGUGACUGUCAAGUGCAUUGUGGAAAACUGUCCUUGGCGACUGCAUGCAUCAAAGUCGUCAUAUAAGCAGAAGAUUGUAAUCAAGAUACUGAACAAUGAACACACAUGUGGGUGCGGCGGUGGCGGUGACGUGCAACCCAAAGCCACAAAGAAAUGGCUGGUGGACAUCAUAAAGGAUAAGCUACGUGAUAGCCCGUUGUACAAGACCAAGGAGAUUUUGAAGGAUGUUUCUGAGGAGUAUGGAAUUAAUCUCAAGUACUAUCAAGUGUGGCGAGGGAAGACUGAUGCUCAGAAGGAGCUUCUCAAUCUCCACGAGGAGGCUUACAAUCAGCUGCCCAUUUUUUGCGAGAAGAUCUUGGAGAGCAACCCUGGGAGUGUCGUAACGCUGGCGACAUCAGCCGACCUAAAGUUCCGCAUUUUUGUGUCCUUCCACGCCUCUCUUCACGGAUUUGAGUACGGGUGUCGUCCUCUGGUCUUCCUGGAUCGGAUACCCUUGAAAGAGAACACCCACUUGAAGCUGUUGGCGGCUGCUUCAGUCGAUGGAGAUGACGGCAUCUUCCCCAUCGCCUUUGCUGCCGUUGAGGCUGAGAUACCGGAGAGCUGGGUCUGGUUCCUGGAGCAGCUGAAGUUCGCAAUUGGGACUUCCCGGACGAUAACAUUCAUUUCGGACAGGGAGAAUGGGUUGGACGUGGCUGUGCCCAAAGUCUUCGAGGACAGCUUCCACAGCUUUUGCCUUCUUCACCUGGUGGAGGACUUCAAGGCGGAGCUGAACAAGGGGCCCUGGUCUCAGGGGGUGAAGGAUGCCAUGGUUGAGGAGCUCGAGCGCGCCGCCCAGACGUACCAUGCCGAGGAGUUUUAUUCCCGGGUGGAGUGCGUGAAGAACAUCUCAGAGGAGGCUGCGGCCUGGAUCAUGGCCAGCAAGCCCGAGCACUGGUCGAGCGCCCUCUUCAAGGGCUCGAGGUACGACCAUUGCUCGUCGGACGCCGUGGAGUCGUUCAGCACGUGGAUCCCUGUGGACCGGGAGAUGUCGGUGGUUCUGAUGAUCGACGCCAUGCGCUGCAAGAUAACAGAGGCCAUCGACACCCGCCGCCAGUCCUCCGCUAAGUGGGAGGACGCCCUCACCCCCUCCAUGGAGCUGAGGCUGCACAAGGAGAAGGCCAGGGCAGGCAAGCUCGGCGUGCUCCGCUCCUCCGAGAACGUCUUCGAGGUCCGUGGGAGCACCAUCAAUGUCAUCAACACUGGGACUUGGGAGUGCACUUGCGGCCGGUGGCAGGUCAGCGGCCUGCCUUGCGUCCACGCCAUCGCCGUCAUCAACCACCUCGGCCGAUCCAUCUACGACUACUGCUCCCAGUACUUCAGGGUCGAGAGCUACCGGGUCGCCUAUUCAGAGUCUGUCUAUCCGAUCCCCGAUGUUGAGAAGAUCAGCUCCAGCUUUGGCGCCAACAUCCCCACCCCUCGCAGCCGCCGCCCGCGGGGAGUGCUGAAGCAGGCCCGGGACCGGUCGCAGGGUGGGCGAGGCCACCACUGCAGCAGGUGCAAGGGCUCUGGGCACAACAAGGCCACCUGCAAGGCGCUUCUGUAA